UGCCUGUCGGGCCCUGGCGGCAUGUGCGCAUGAAUUAGACAAUCCACUUGUCACAAGUUUCUCUGUUGGCUGUCUUUUGUUGUUCUAUUUCUUGUUUUAAAUCGUCGCUGUGUAUUUUUGUUGUUGUUGUUGUUCUUGUUCUUGUUUACCCAUGUCUUUCUCCCUUCCUUACCUCCUUCCUCUGCGCGUUCAUAUCCGCCUCCUCGCGUGACGUCACGACUCACCUGUGGGUGGGUGUUGGAUCUGGGAUUAGGUGUAGCCGCAGGUAAUAGCCAAACAUUGGAAGACCGUCCGUCGGCAUCACAAGACUGUACAGUUUAACCGAGGGAACGGCGACGCCGAUGAGUUGAGGCGCGUUGUUCGGUCGAGGCGGCGCCGUUUCCGAGUUCGCCUCUCCAAAGUUUGUUGUUUGGUGGAAGUUAAGUCCCGCGAAAGGAAGGAAAGGAAAAAAAUCGUGGGCGGUCGAGAUCCGCGUCUCUUUUCUCCGUUUGAAGCGCAGGCAGAAGUUUUCUCCUCUGCGAGACUUCCGCGGUUGGCUCGGCGAACGCGUUGUCUGGGAUUAAACGCAGCCACAAACUGUUUCCUCUUAUGCGGUCCCAGGUGUUCUGAGGCAUGCCUGGCCACAGCACGGGGGCUCCCCAGGCGCCCCGCCACCACAAACACUCCAGCUCCAGACCGGAAAAAUACAGACACACUCGGACUAUAUCCAGGGAGAGCAGCCAAGACUCGUACAAGGAUCCUCACGGGGAGCACCUGCACGACCACUCCAGGUAUCCGGAGAACAAGUAUGGUCGCAGCAGGGGACACCCUCGAAACGGCACAGCACGGGGCUCGGAGACGAUAGGAUUUAUUCCGGGGUCGGCGGACAAUGCUCCCACCAGCAGGCAUGCCUGUGGCUCUUGCGCAUCUAUGGGCUGGAGUGACUGCAAGGCUCUCAUCUGCUGCGUGCUGACCUGUGGAUUUUACGGCAGCCGAGAGCCCUGCCUGCCUGUAAACGAGACCUCCACAGAUCACCCCCCUAAAGCGGGGAGCGAGCCUCACCCCCCCAAUGGCAUGGCUUUCAGCAACCCCUGUGGUUCCCCUGUGGAGUCCAGCAAGCCCACCAAGCCUUCCAAGUUGCCCCCAAGCGACAGCUUCCGCUACCAGGACGUGCGCAUCGCAGGUAAGACAGUAAAGUAUUCGGCUGCCCCCACCAAACGGACCCGUACGACUGGCAAGGGGGAAAGCCAGCGGCCGGUCAGCAACACCAGCCUGUUAUCCCGCGACGACUAUGACUUGGACGACCUGAGCGACACGGGCACGGACAUUGACUCUCUCAUCACCAAGAAGCUGCUGGAGCUGUACGCCCUGCAUCAGAUCGACCAGCUGGCCAAGUGCACCUCCGACUCCUCCUUCUCCCGCAAGACCAACGAGAUCAGCGAGCUCAUCUACAGCAUCGCGCAGGACUACAACCUGGAGGAGCAGGAGGCCGAGUGCAAGCUGGUGCACGGGGUCAUCCGCAUCAGCACGCGCAAGGGCAAGAAAAACAAGAGCCACCAGGCAUCGGGACAGCGGCCUAACGGCAGGAGCGACGGGACUCUCCCUGACAGCGGCAACGAGACCAUGACCAACACCUUGAUGAGCAGCGAUUUCCCGGAGGUGAAAGUGUCGGAGCAGACGCCAUCAGACGAGCUGGCGAGGAAAAUGAGACAUUACAGCGGGAGAACAUACUCGUCCGGCACCACCACCACGGCCUACUCGGCCUACCAUCACAACACCGAAACAGACUCUUCGGGGGCUCCUCUGCUUCUCUGAGUAUCAUCAACGAACAAAACUGACCCAUACUGAGAAAGAAUGUAGCCACCAACAUGGACAAUUUCAUCCUUCUGCUAUCAUUUAGGCUGUUACAGAGUGGAGCACCUUUUACCCCUGGGGGCGGUGGUCCUUCUCCGACUGUUUGCUAUUUGAGUGUCAUUUAAAUUCAAGGACUUUCCAACAGAUGACCCAUGAUGAGACUUUUUUUUUUUUUUCUUUUUUCCACACGGGGAAGACAGUGUACGUUUCCAUGAAUUUGUAUUCAGUGUUCGAAUGAAAAACAACUACGGAAGAGAGUAAGCGAUGGUAGACCAUAACCGUCCUCAUUCUCGUCCUUGUUCUUGUUUAUGCAAGCUGUUGUGCAUGUAUUUUAUGUAUGCAUGCGCUUGUUGACUCCUGCCAUUUCUCUGGACUCCUGAAAUGCAUGUUUUUACAGGAAUAAGCCAUUUUUUUUAUGUGAAUAUUCUUAAGUCUGUGUUUCUUUGUGGUUUGUUGACCACUUUUUUUUUUUUUUAAUUAACCAAUAAGUUGAAUUUUUAACAAAAUAAAAAUUUUCAUGCCUGUUUAGGGCCUUUUCAUGGGUUAUCCAUUUCACAUCUUCGCUGCUCUUUGCCUCCAGUCAGCCAUUACGCCCUCUCUCUACACACAAGCCUGAAAAAAACAAAAGCCUGAAUGGUAGCUCGGUUUGUUUUACAGCACGUUACUAGUUCUCGUUAAUCAGCAAGUCUUCCCUUCGCUAAGUUUUCUUGCCCUGUCUUUUGAGCCUGCUUUUCCUCUUUAUCUCUCGGAUUAUUGUUGUCAAGCUCGUCUCCCUGAGGUCACUGUGUUGCAGUGAGCAGGCUCUUUCCACCCUCAGCAAAAGAAAGAACUUGUUUGGCUGGUUCUGACAAAAAGGAAAUAAAAUCCUGGGGUUUGCCUUUGUCAUUUAUUGUAAAGGGGAGUAGCAGUGCAUAACAUCCACCUGAUUGUAGGAGUCUUUCCUGGAAUCCUGCUUUGGAUCAACUGAGCUACAAUUACAAAUAUGUAUAUUCUUAACACACACCAACAUAUACCUCUGCUUUUUGCAUCGUGGGCUUAGAUGAUAGCUGCUGGAGCAGGAAUAUAAGUAAUUAUUGGCAUUCUCAAAGAGAGGUUAUUAAUUAAUAAUUAAUACACUCUUAACAAUUGGCCUAUAGAGAUUUUCUGCUAAUAAUGCAUUACCGCGUUACAGUGAUUUGAGAAGAGAGAAAAUAAGGCAGACAUCUGCUCUUAUGUAGAAUAUAAUGUUCUAAAGAAAAACCGGAAAACGGAUGCUAAAUUGUUGGCCAACAAACACACAGAUCAAUCAGUCCUCGACGAAGCCUAAAGAGAAAGAAGCUGUUCUGUCUGUGGCAUGUUUCAGUUGGUCUGUGUAACCCCGUUUCCUCUGGCUCACUGCCCCCACCAGCACAUUCCUGUUUUACCUGUAUGAGGUGUCAUGUAAAAGCUCACUGUUUCACAACUAACAUACCACAGGGUAGCACGAAAUCAAGAGGGCCUCCUCUAUAUAAAAUAUAGCCUGCAGAUUGUUCAGAGCAGGCCUCAGAUUUUUAUUGCACGAUGGGUUUUGCAUCUCGUGUCCUUUACUCAGUUUUAUGACCGCUCGAUGAAGGUUUUGUUUAUGGCUUUUAUACCGUAAUGUGUGCGUCCUUUAAGUUGAAGUCAGUUUCUGUAUCUGUUCAUUUUUUGUUGUUUUUUUCUUUAAAAAAACAAAACAAAACAAAAAAACACGUGACUUCCACUCUUCUCCAUGAGAGGGAGACAAAGUAGCACAAUCUCGAGCAUUUGUGGUUGUAAUGGAAACAUACAAGAGGCACUGAUCAGUUUCUCGGUCAGGAGAGAAGUGAUAAAAGCCUUCAGCGUGAUAAACGCUGAAGUCACCGAUGUCUGACCCUGUCAUUUCAGUAUGAUAUAAUAAAAUGACACUGAGUAAUAUAAAACUGGAAAUUACAGUAAAUUAACUUUUAUAGCGUCGCCUGAAAAGUUGGAGAAAAUGCAGCGUCACAGUGUGCUUUCACCUUUUCGUCUCGCCAGUGUUUAAAUUAAUGAUGACAGAUAAAUCUGAAUCUCUAUAUGUCCAGAACAUUUUAAAGCAUUUUAGCCACAUAUUCGGCACGGCCGCACUUUGGAAUUGCUUGACAGAA
Molecule: messenger RNA, 3956 nt
Organism: Mugil cephalus (flathead mullet)
Lineage: Eukaryota; Metazoa; Chordata; Actinopteri; Mugiliformes; Mugilidae
Gene: kdf1a
Product: keratinocyte differentiation factor 1a
Exons: 4
Coding region: 613-1794 (393 amino acids)
Biological process (GO): keratinocyte development; regulation of epidermal cell division
Cellular component (GO): cell junction
Source: RefSeq, a predicted model, not a curated record